Molecule: messenger RNA, 7921 nt
Organism: Sorex fumeus (smoky shrew)
Lineage: Eukaryota; Metazoa; Chordata; Mammalia; Eulipotyphla; Soricidae
Gene: PATJ
Product: PATJ crumbs cell polarity complex component
Exons: 46
Coding region: 172-5985 (1937 amino acids)
Molecular function (GO): protein binding
Source: RefSeq, a predicted model, not a curated record
GCGGGGAGGGUCGCCGCGGCGCUCGGGGUGGACCUGCCAGGUGAGGCGCGGUCACCCCGGCCUCUCACUUCCGCCCAGGUGAGCCAGGGCCGCGCCGGGCCCGCCGGGGCUCCCCGCCGCGCCGCCGCGGGACCAGGUUUCUUUAAAAGCGACUAAAGAGAACAAGUCAGAAUGCCUGAGAAUCCCGCCACAGAUAAACUGCAGGUCCUGCAAGUCCUCGACCGCCUGAGACUGAAACUGCAGGAGAAGGGUGACACAUCGCAGCAUGAGAAGCUGUCUCUGUUCUACGAGACGCUCAAGAGUCCUCUCUUUAACCAGAUCCUCACCCUCCAGCAGUCCAUCAAGCAGCUGAAGGGGCAACUCAGCCAUUUACCCUCAGAUUGCUCGGCCAACUUUGAUUUUUCAAGGAAAGGUCUGUUAGUGUUCACAGACAGCGCCAUUACUAAUGGGAGUGCCCACAGGCCUGCCGCAUCUGGGCUAUUUCCUUGGACCCCCAAGUCAGGAAAUGAAGACUUUACCGCAAUCAUUCAACAGAUGGCUCAGGGCCGGCAAAUUGAGUAUAUAGAUAUCGAACGGCCUUCCACCGGCGGCCUGGGGUUCAGCGUGGUGGCCCUGCGGAGUCAGAGUCUGGGAGAGGUCAACAUCUUUGUGAAGGAAGUGCAGCCAGGCAGCAUCGUGGCCAGGGAUCAAAGGUUAAAGGAAAAUGACCAGAUCCUGGCUAUUAACCACACGCCCCUGGAUCAGCGCGUUUCCCAUCAGCAGGCGAUUGCCUUGUUGCAACAAACCACUGGGUCUUUGCGCCUGGUUGUAGCCCGAGAAGGCACCCACGUGACGAACGCUUCCACCAGCCUCCCUGACGUGCAUCUGCCUGAAACAGUUUGUUGGGGCCAUGUUGAAGAUGUUGAGCUCGUUAAUGAUGGUUCCGGGUUAGGUUUUGGAAUAGUUGGGGGAAAGUCAACUGGUGUGGUCGUGAGGACUAUCGUCCCUGGAGGACUAGCAGACCGAGAUGGCCGGCUCCAAACAGGAGACCACAUCUUGAAGAUCGGUUCCACAAAUGUGCAGGGAAUGACCAGUGAGCAAGUUGCCCAAGUGCUGAGGAACUGUGGGAAUUCAGUCAGGAUGCUCGUGGCCAGAAACCCCAUGGGUGAAAUUUCUGUAACUCCUCCAACCCCAACAUCCUUACCUGUUGCUCAGCCGACUGCAACCCACAGAAGCUCAAGUUUUGAUGAUUUUACUCUUUCUGAAACUUACGAUGUUGAACUCAUUAAAAAGGACGGACAAAGUCUUGGAAUUAGAAUUGUAGGCUACAUUGGAAACUCUCAUACAGGGGAAGCUUCAGGGAUUUAUGUGAAAAGUAUAAUACCUGGCAGUGCUGCAUAUCACAAUGGUCAAAUUCAAACCAAUGACAAAAUAAUUGCUGUCGAUGGUGUCAAUAUUCAGGGCUUCUCCAACCAGGAUGUUGUCGAAGUUUUACGCAAUGCAGGGCAAGUGGUCCACCUCACCCUUGUCCGAAGGAAGGCUCCGUCUUCUACUCCUCCUCCUGAGCAGUCCAUGAAGAGAGGCAGUGCCACAGAACCUCCGAAAACACCAACUCUCUUUCUAACUGGAGCAGUGGAGACUGAAACUACUCUGGAUGGUGAGGAGGAAGAGGAAACUGAAGAAAAAAUGGAUAAUCUGAAUAUGGACAGUGCACCUGUAGUAGAGAAAACGGAAAGAGUCCCAGACACUCCAGAAAAUGAGCUGAAAUCCAGAUGGGAAAACAUAUUGGGCCAUGAUUAUGAAGUAAUGGUUGCAACAUUGGACACACAAGUUGCUGAUGAUGCUGAAUUACAGAGAUAUUCCAAGCUGCUGCCCAUUCACACGCUGAGGCUUGGCAUGGAAGUGGAUUCCUUUAACGGGCACCAUUACAUUUCUUCGAUUGUCCCGGGCGGUCCUCUGGAUAUGCUGGGCCUCCUCCAGCCAGAAGAUGAGCUUCUUGAGGUCAACGGCGUCCAGCUGUACGGGAAGUCGCGCCGGGAGGCCGUCUCUUUCCUGAAGGCAGUGCCACCCCCCUUUACCUUGGUUUGCUGCCGGCGGUUAUUCGAUGAUGAUGAGGUCUCUGUUGAUGACCCCAGGAGCCCUGUUACCUCUCCUCCUGCGAUGGAGGCUGACCGCAAUGUAGAUGUCAAUAAUGAAGAUGAGGAUGAUGAUGGGGAGUUAGCUCUCUGGUCUCCUGAAGUCAAGAUUGUUAAACUAGUAAAAGAUCAGAAGGGCCUAGGAUUCAGCAUUUUGGAUUACCAGGACCCCUUGGACCCUACAAAGUCAGUGAUCGUGAUCCGCUCCCUGGUGGCAGAUGGUGUCGCAGAAAGAAGUGGGGCAUUGUUACCCGGGGACCGCCUGGUGUCAGUCAAUGACCACUAUUUGGACAACACCCCACUUGCAGAAGCCGUGGAAGUGUUGAAGGCUGUGCCACUGGGCACCGUGCACCUUGGCAUCUGUAAACCUUUAGUGGAAGAUGAUAAAGAGGAAGAAUGUCAUUAUAUUUUGCCUUCAAACAAUAAUGAAGACAAAACUGAAGUUUCAGGAACAACUCAGGAUAUAAGUUCAUCUUUAAUACUUGAAGCACCCAAGGAAUUUAGAGAUGAGCCCCAUUUUGAAGAAGAGCUUGUGGAUGAGCCCUGUCUUCGUUUGGGGAAAUCUUUCCAGUCUCGGCAAAAUGAGAUAGACCACAGCCCAGAGGCCUGGGAGAUGGAUGAAUUCUUGACUCCCCACCUGCAGGAACUGGGGGAAGAAAGGGAAAUGCUCGUCGAUGAAGAAUACGAGCUCUAUCAGGAUUGUUUGCAGUCCAUGGAGAUGUAUCCCUCGCCACACAUGCCCGGGACCGCUCCUCUCCCCACCGGGAGGGAACCCCACUAUGGCACCCAGUGGGUACAGGAGAGCGAAUCCCCCGAGCUGCAGGAAGCAAGACCCUCGAUGAGCCUCUAUCCCCAGGAAGUGCGGCAGUAUGGCUACAGCCCUGAGCACAUGAUGAAAGAAGAUUUUGGCAUCGAUGCCCUCCCCUCCAUACCUUCCACGGAAGGAAACAAUCAACAAGGCAGAUUUGAUGAUCUGGAAAAUCUUCAUUCAUUAACUGAAAGCAGCCUGGAUUUAGACAUGGUGAUUGCGGAUGAUGGCCAAGAUCCUGGUGUGCUUGCUGACCUUCCUGCUGUGGCUCGAAGAAGGGAGGAAGAAGACCUGCCUAUAUACCAACUCCCCAGAACACACAAUGUGCCCAGGGCCUCGGCAUACACAGGAAUGUUGAGUUCCAGAUAUGCCUCUGAUACAUGUGAGUUACCCGAGAGAGAAGAAGGAGAAGGAGAGGAGACCCCAAACUUCAGCCACUGGGGUCCACCAAGAAUUGUGGAGAUUUUUAGGGAGCCCGAUGUGUCUCUGGGGAUUAGUAUUGUUGGUGGACAAACCAUUAUAAAACGCCUGAAGAAUGGAGAAGAGCUGAAAGGAAUAUUCAUCAAACAAGUUUUAGAAGACAGUCCAGCAGGAAGAACAAAUGCUCUUAAAACUGGAGAUAAAAUACUUGAGGUGUCUGGAGUGGAUCUGCAGAAUGCAUCUCACACAGAGGCCGUGGAAGCCAUCAAGAAUGCAGGGAACCCAGUGGUGUUUGUGGUUCAGAGCCUGUCACCCACACCAAGAAUCAUCCCAAAUGCGCAGAACAAGGCCAACAGAAUUACUAGUAAUCAAGACCAAGGCGCCCCGCAAAAAAGAGGAAAGAGACGGGGAGGUGCACCACCACCAAUGAAACUACCGCCACCGUACAGAGCUCUGUCCGAUGACAGUGAGGACAAUGAAGAAGAAUAUGCAUUUACUAACAAAAAAAUCAGGCAGAGAUAUGCAGACCUGCCGGGAGAAUUGCACAUCAUUGAACUUGAAAAGGAUAAGAAUGGACUUGGACUCAGUCUUGCUGGCAAUAAGGACAGGUCACGCAUGAGUAUCUUUGUGGUAGGAAUUAACCCGGAAGGACCUGCUGCCAUGGAUGGACGGAUGAGGAUUGGAGACGAACUGUUAGAGAUAAACAAUCAGAUCCUGUAUGGAAGAAGUCACCAAAAUGCAUCUGCCAUUAUCAAGACCGCCCCUCCCAAGGUCAAGCUGGUUUUUAUCAGAAAUGAAGAUGCAGUCAGUCAGAUGGCCGUCACUCCCUUUGUCUUGACGGCAAGUUCACCAUCUUCUCUGGAGGAUCAGAGUGGCCCCGACACGGCUGACUGUGAGGAAGAUGGCAGCCUCGAUGUGAGCAUUAAACAACUGUCUGAAAGUGAGAGCUCCAGACAGGAGGACACGUCCCCGGUGACAGGACAAGGCAUGCUGGCCGAGCCACAGAGGGCACCAAAGUGCCCAGCGGACCAUACUCCAGGGCCAGCCCGGUGCCUCGCUGCCUCCACCAGAAUCUUCCAGCUGGGCCUGGGUUCCCUGGCUAACUACAGAUCCAGAAGGCAGGCUGUCAGUCAGAUGAAACAGCAAAAGUGUUCUGCGAAGGCCUCCUUCAGUUUGCAAGAGAUACCCUUAGCGCCAACUCCAUCCUUCCCAUCACCAGAUGCAGACGUCCCCAGCUAUGGUGGCUUCCAGGCUCCUCUAUCCGUGGACCCUGCCACGUGUCCCAUUGUCCCCGGCCAGGAAAUGAUUAUAGAAAUAUCCAAGGGACGGUCCGGGCUUGGCCUCAGCAUCGUGGGAGGAAAAGACACACCCUUGGAUGCUAUAGUUAUACAUGAAGUCUAUGAAGAAGGAGCAGCUGCCAGAGAUGGAAGACUUUGGGCUGGUGACCAGAUAUUAGAGGUGAACGGGACCGACCUGCGGAGCGCCAGCCACGAGGAGGCCAUCACCGCGCUGAGGCAGACCCCACAGAAGGUGCGGCUGGUGGUGUUCCGGGCCGAGGCUCACUACCGGGACGAGGAGAACCUGGAGGUCUUCCCCGUGGAUCUGCACAAGAAGACGGGCCGCGGGCUGGGCCUGAGCAUCGUGGGGAAACGAAACGGAAACGGGGUGUUCAUCUCCGACAUCGUGAAGGGGGGAGCUGCAGACCUGGAUGGAAGGCUCACCCAGGGCGAUCAGAUCCUGUCUGUGAACGGGGAGGACAUGAGAAGCGCCUCCCAGGAGACCGUCGCCACUGUCCUCAAGUGUGCACAGGGGCUUGUGCAGCUAGAGAUCGGAAGACUCCGAGCUGGUUCCUGGACCUCCUCGAGAAAGACAUCACAGAUCAGUCAGGGGGCUCUGCACGGCACACACAGUGGCUUUCCUCCUGCCAUCGCUCCCGUCCUCACCAGCCUGCAGAACCUGGUCGGCACAAAGAGAACCUCAGAUCCUGCCCCGCAAAAUCCAGCCACUGAUACGGGACCAAGAACUGUUGAGAUCGUCAGGGAGCUCAGCGAUGCCCUUGGAAUCAGUAUUGCUGGCGGCAAAGGAAGCCCCUUAGGAGAUAUUCCUAUAUUCAUUGCCAUGAUACAGGCCAACGGUGUUGCCGCUCGGACACAGAAGCUGAAAGUUGGAGACCGGAUUGUCAGCAUUAACGGGCAACCUUUGGAUGGGCUGACGCACACCGAUGUGGUUAAUGUGCUGAAGAACGCGUACGGGCGCAUUAGCCUACAGGUGGUAGCAGAUACCAACAUCGGCGCCAUCGCCUCCCAGUUUGAGUCCAUGACGACGGGCCAAGCCGGUUCCCCCACCGGAGACUACAACCCCGAAGAUGCUGAAACACCUGCACCUAAGAUUAUUACUUUGGAGAAAGGCUCUGAAGGGCUGGGGUUCAGCAUUGUUGGGGGUUAUGGAAGUCCCCAUGGAGACCUGCCAAUUUACGUCAAGACUAUAUUUGCAAAGGGAGCCGCUGCUGACGACGGCCGCCUGAAGCGCGGGGAUCAGAUCCUAGCGGUGAACGGCGAGAGCCUGGAAGGCGUCACUCACGAGCAAGCCGUGGCCAUUCUGAAACGCCAGCGUGGGACCGUCUCCCUGACGGUGCUGCCCUGAAGUCCCCAGGGGGCCCCCCACCCCAAGCCAGUCUGCUAUAGGUCCCCCGAGAAGGAUAACGCUCUGUGCCAGGAUGAGGGGCAGCCUUGCCGGAGAGCCACCUCCAACGUCGUCGUCAGCUGCGUGGGGACCACUGGAUGUCCCCCGGCCUCACCCUCCCCAGCUUCCCUCACCGCUGGGCCAGGCGAGGCGAGAAGGGGUCUGGGCUAUUCUGCAUUUCACAUCUGGCCUCUCACCCCGUCGGAGCUGGUUCCUCUGAUGGUCUCCGCUGAAACCAGAGUGAAGGCCCUUCCCCCUUCCCCUUCCUGCAUCCUUCCCGCCCUGCCCUCCCGAGGCUGGAUGGCAGCCUCUGCUCCCAUCCGGCGAGCAGGAACAAGUGUUAGAGCAAACUGCCAGCUCGCUGGUGACUUAACUCGUGCUAACUGUCCCUUCCAGUAUGCGGGAAAACACUAGCCGUAUAAUCAACUUACCAGGGAGCCCCCCAGCCUCCGAGGGGAGAUGACCGCACUCUCUCCUGCACCACAGACAGUCCAGCCAAUCUCCAGUUCACCUCUCCGGGUAGACCUUUUUACCGGUGUGUCCCAGGUGAGGGAGGGAGUCAGUUUGCAAACUCUCAUCUCCACUGCCAGGAAGGCUUCUCCGUCCCUCCCUUCCCUGAGCACGCGCGCCCGCCUUCGCACCCAGGGAAGUGGGCCCCACGCUCUGACUCCCAACAACCCCGAGGCAUGUUCCAGUCUGGGAAGCUUCUCUGGGGUCCCUGGUGUCACAGAGACGAGCAGCGUUCCCACCCCGUCGCCUGCCCCCGAGGAGGGAGAGGGCCCCAAACUGGAGCCAAGAAGAGCACAUGUUUCUUCAAUGAAGCCACAUCUGGGGAGGGAGGCCUGACCGUGUCGAGGAGCACAACAGCAUUGGUGAUGCUUCUCCUGGCUGUCCCAAGGCACUGGAGCAGCCCAGAUUGUGAGGCACAGUCACAAUACACUGAGCCACUUGGUGACAAGAGAUCAAGCUGGACCUCGGAAUCAGAGAUGGCAAUGCAAGCUCAUGUUUCACACUCUCCAGGGCACUUUCCAUUGGCUGGAAUUGUUGCUUGCCAAGAAAGCAACAGCAGGGGCCAGAGAGAUAGUACAGUGGUUAGGGCUCUUGCCUUGCAUGGGCUGACCAGGCUGGCUUCAAUCCCCAGCGCCACACAUGGUUCUCCAUACACGGCCAGGAGUGAUCCCUGAGUGCAGAGGCAGGAGGAAGCCCUGAGUACCAACCAGGUGUGACACCCCUAAAGCCCCAAAAAUAAGGAAAGCAAACACAAAGAAUUUACAAGAAGUUGGCGGUCUUAUUCUUAUAGUACUAAUCUGGCAUAUGACAGUCUUAUUAGAGAAAAUCUUUCAGGAGAGGGAAGAUCCUUACAUCUCCCAUAAUAAAGACCACCUCCUAGGGUCCGUGGUAGUUGGGCAUGACUUAACUAAAAGCACGUUGCUGCCAUGAUUCACAAUAAGUGUCCAAAUGUAAUGAGUUCUGACUUAAAAUGUUAUUUAAUAUGGAUAGCUUUUGAUCAAGAAUCAGCUUUGAGUAGAUGUUCUCACGAAGUGCAUUAACUCUUGUUGGAAUAUCUUGUGGCUAUUCCAAAUUAAAGAGUGCCUAAAUUUUACGUUCACACUAUCUUUCCUGAUUGGUCUUAAGUUUUCUGAAAUGACACAUGGCUUAUGGAAUCACUCAUCUCCCUGGUAGGGGCAGUCUUAGAAUCUAGCCUUUCCAUGCAUGAGAAACUGUCUCCGUCUCAGAAUGUUCUGUGUUAGGAUCUCGGGAAGAUCAGCUCAUGCACCAAGGAAGAAAAUGAAGCCCAAAUGAAACUUGAAAAUGCACCUUUCAAAAAAUUAUAUAGAUAAUAAUUUUGAAAUGAUUCUGCUUGAUUUUGAUGGACUGAACAUUAAAUAUACAUUUU